CGUACGUGAUUGUUGGCAUAUUGUCCUCAGCAGAGGGAUCCACUCCUCGCCGCAUCAGAGCAUUUUACUCAUAUUGCUGUGCUGGCCUCCGAAUGCCACUAAUCGCCUUUGCCUCACCACAUUCACUUUCUCGCGGAGAGCCGUGGACGCGACUUUGGAGGAGAGCCAGUUUCUCGAUAUCUGCCUGCGAAGGAUAGCCGCAUACUGCUAAAAGAAGAAGACAGAAAAGAAACGCCCUACUUCUCGCGGGCUUCAUUCCGACAAUCCGCGAUGGAGGCACUACGAACUGCUCUGCAGCCGCUGCGGCCCAUCACCGAGAGCCUGCCGGCCCCCAUCCGCGACCUCGGCGUGUCCAUCAUCGGCGAUGCCUGCUACAAGACCUUGAUCCUCGAACUCGACCCGACCGACGCGGAGUGCCUCAAGCUGGGCAUCUCCAAGGGCUUGGGCAUCGGCAUAAUCGGCGCCUCGUCCAUCGUCAAGGUUCCCCAGAUCAUCAAGCUCCUCAAGUCGCAGUCCUCGUCCGGCGUCAGCUUUCUCUCCUACCUCCUCGAGACGUCGUCGUACCUCAUCUCGCUCGCCUACAACGUCCGCAACGGCUUCCCCUUCAGCACUUACGGCGAGACCGCGCUGAUCCUCGGCCAAAACGCCAUCAUUUCCAUCCUCGUCCUGGACUACAGCGGCCGGCCCAACAUCGCGGCGCUGUUCAUGGCAGUCCUAGCGACCAGCGCGGUCACGCUAUUCAGCGAUAGGAUCCUGGACAUGCAAACCCUGAGCUACCUGCAGGCUGGCGCGGGCGUCUUAGGUGUCGCCAGUAAGGUGCCCCAGAUCGCCGCCAUCUACCAGGAAGGUGGGACGGGACAGCUGAGCGCAUUCACGGUCUUCAACUAUCUCGCCGGUUCGCUCUCCCGUAUCUUCACGACAUUGCAAGAGGUCGAUGAUAAGCUGAUCCUGUACGGCUUUGUGGCGGGCUUCGCGCUGAACCUGGUUCUCGCCGCGCAGAUGGUGUAUUACUGGAACGCGCCGUCGGCCAAGGCGCGGGGCAAGAUGAAGGAGGCUGCUCCGGUGGCUGCGGCUGCAGCGCCCAGCUCGGGCGUGUCCUCGGCCACCCCUAAGAGUAAGGGGCCGACUACGCGACGUAGGGGCUAGAUCCCUAGCGUCGGCGCCUCACCCUGGACGGACACGGGUGAUUUUUGUUAUAUACCGGUUUUAGCUAUCUCGAGAGACACAUGGGGUGCUCUUUAUUAAUAGACAGACAUUACGUCGUCGA
Molecule: messenger RNA, 1267 nt
Organism: Durotheca rogersii
Lineage: Eukaryota; Fungi; Ascomycota; Sordariomycetes; Xylariales; Xylariaceae
Product: mannose-P-dolichol utilization defect 1 protein
Exons: 2
Coding region: 271-1146 (291 amino acids)
Source: RefSeq, a predicted model, not a curated record